AUGGCGUACAGAGUACUAUCAUUGAAACCGGUAUCAAUCUAUUGCUUUUUGCGAAGGUGCGUUGAGGUGGUGCGGUUCAUCAAAGAAAACAGCGUGGGGAUCUUUAUGAGCCGAAUAGCGGUACAGGAAGCUGGGGGUGGCGGCAAGGACAGCGGAACUGUCAACGGCUCUGCCGUCGGCUCUCCGGAGGAGGCCAUGAUGGGACGGAUGGGCAUCCUCGUAGUCUGCCGUUUUGAGCGACUGCUGGUGGAAGAACAGGCUCUUGUUACGGCGAGGUUCGUGGUGUAUUCCCGGCAUACCUACUACAAGUUCCGGAACUCAAUGGUGCACAUGGUGCUGUAUAACCUCACCCCGGCUUCCAGUCGGAAGCGAAUGCACAAGGUGGAUCCUAAGCAAGCGGUGACGUUCGUGUGUAGGACCGCGGCGCACGCUCUCGUGGCGCUGUGCUACGAGGACUGCAUGGAGGCACUGGAGAAAGCGAUCGAGUUUGUGAGCUGCACUUCGGACAUUCACGCGGUGAUGUUCGUCCACCACUACAUUUCGACGAUGCACGAGAUGGGGCAUACGAUGUUGCGAAACGGCAGCCUCGGAGCUGGGGGCUCACAGACCGAAGGAGAAGGGGAGGGCGACACAAACGCAAGAACCAGAGAAACAUCUAACACCAAAGAGACGGAUAGUAGUCGAAAGCGAGGGACAAGACACAGAACCAGCAGUAGCGCCAUUGAGAAAAGUAGCGGUCGAAUAGGGUCAACGCAAGGAGGAAGCGAGGGUCGAGUGCAAGUGCGGAUUAAACGCGCACAAGAGUCAAGUAGUGGGCGACAGAGGGUGUCAAAAGAGCCGAGCGCGGAAAGACCAGGAACAGGGCAGGGGGGGGUCAUGGCGGGAGACAGGAGCUUUGCGCUCUUGCCUGAGGAGUCCGAAAGAAGGAUGUCCGAGGUUGGAUCGAUCGCAUCGGUGGUCGCGACCGGAGCCCAAACACAAGCACUGGGCAUCCGCAUUGCGAGGCUCAAAACACUCCUAAAAGAGCCGCACGCCAGGCUAUGUUCAGCGGGACAGUUUUGCCCGACGCUGCAGGACGUCUUUCCUUCCCCUCGACGACAAGCGGCGGACGACGAUUAUGCCGACUCGCUGCUCAAGCACUCAGCGUCCAUGUCACCUCGGUCUCCGAAGAACACAUUUUCUGGUUCCGGCGGGGAAUCCGACUUCUUCGAGGAACCGAUCGAGACGGGGGGAACCGACAUGAUAGUGGACGAGACGCUUUCGUGGUUGGCUGGGGGUAACAACAACGACGAAGGCGGUAAAGACGACAAGAAUGGUGAAGAUGGACACAACAUAGCCGGCGGAAAUCCCGCUCGACCCGUCGGUAACGUCUCGAGAACCCAUUCCAACUUGAAUGAAGAGGAAGACCUCCGUUGCCGAUCUUUGAGUUCUUCGAAGCCCUACCCCGACCUUCCUUCGGACGGGCGGAGGUCUGGAGCGCUCACCUCGACGGGGUGGGAAGUGGCCCAUCUGCUGCAUGUUUGCCUGGGGCGCUACCUGCAGCCAGGAGGACCGUCACCUGGGGUGAGAUAA
This is a messenger RNA of Ectocarpus sp. CCAP 1310/34, 1572 nucleotides long. The record is from the annotation of a GenBank genome assembly. NCBI's taxonomy places the organism in Eukaryota, Phaeophyceae, Ectocarpales, Ectocarpaceae.